CUAACAUUUAAGGCUAUAGAUAUGAUUCAGCAAGGGGCAUAGAGAUCAGUUGUAGAUAGGGACUCACAGAUACCAGUCAUGAUGCUACUGCUGGUAGUCGUUUGUGUUGGGUUUGCUCUAGCUGUGCCUUUGGAAAAUGAGGUACCUGUGGCAUAUGCUGAGAACGCGGAUAUAAACCCGGAAGAAGUGUCAGGAUUGUUCGAAGGUGAUAUUGACCUGUUGCCGGGCGAGAAUCCCCUGCACCGCAACGCCAUCAAUGAUCGCAACAGACGCUGGGCUCACGGUGUUGUGCCGUACGAGAUUUCCUCCACAUAUCCCGCGACUGUUCAGAACAUCUUCAAACAGGCUAUGGCGGAGAUUGAAGAGAAGACCAAGGUCAACGGCAAGACGUGCAUCCACUUCAAGCCACAUGCUGGCGAGCCCGGCUACGUUAAGUUCGUCACCGGAAACGGCUGCCACACACCCGUUGGCUACAUCGGUCGUCAGUCGGACGUGACGAUCGGCCCCGGGUGCGAGCGAAAAGGCACCGUCAUGCAUGAGCUUCUGCACGCACUUGGCUUCUGGCACGAGCAGAGCAGAACCGACCGAGACACCUACGUCACUAUCCACUUGGAAAACAUUCAGAAAGGUCACGAGGGCAACUUCAACAAGUACCCGACGGGAUACAUCGAUUUGCUGGGACAGCCAUAUGACUACGGCAGCAUCAUGCACUACAGCGCCUAUGCCUUCGCUAUUGACCCCCAUAAAAUGACCAUUGAGCCUAAGCGGCCUGGAGUGACCAUUGGUCAGCGAGAAGCUUUGAGUGCCACUGACAUUAAAGAGAUUCAACUCUUGUACGACUGCGUUGCCGCUGACCCUCAUGGAAGCACCUCCAGCCCCUUCGUUACCGCCCCUCCAACCACAACACCAGCGCCGCCCACCGGAUCUGACGUCUGCACAUUCGAUACUGGUCUUUGCACAUGGACAAAUUCGCGCGCGGACACGAUGGACUGGACACGUUACCAUGGCUCUACGCCGUCUGCUGGAACCGGUCCAACGGCCGACAAUACCGGCUCAGCAACACACUACUACUUGUACUUGGAGGCAACCGGCCACGCCAAUAAGGUUGCCCGCCUCGACUCGAAGCUGUAUCCGGGCGGUGACUACUGCGUCGACUUCUAUUAUCAUAUGCAUGGUGCUGGCAUAGGUUCCCUGUACCUCAACGUCAAGGCUGGGGCACAGAUUAUUCACUUGCAGAGCUGGAGUGGUGAACAUGGCACCUCGUGGGCUCACAUCCGGUUGAACGCCAAAGUGCAUACUACCGGUUAUUUCAACUUCGAGUUCGAGGGGCACACAGCCACCAACCAAUUGGGCGAUAUCGCCAUCGAUGACAUCACCAUCCAUCCCGGAAACUGCUAAUCACGUGACUGCAUGGAUCCUUAUGUACUCAUGUCCAAUAAAGUUCAAACAAACUU
Dreissena polymorpha is the source of this 1454-nucleotide messenger RNA. RefSeq names its product meprin A subunit alpha-like. Gene Ontology annotation, molecular function: metalloendopeptidase activity; zinc ion binding. Bases 79 to 1398 code for a protein of 439 amino acids. Gene Ontology annotation, cellular component: membrane. The record is from RefSeq and is a predicted model, not a curated record. Lineage: Eukaryota; Metazoa; Mollusca; Bivalvia; Myida; Dreissenidae. Gene Ontology annotation, biological process: proteolysis. The transcript has 11 exons.